AUGAUAAUUUGUAAUAAAAAUAAACAUGCCCUUCCCGUCUCUGAUGCAGAGGAUUUUCUGCGAUAUCUGUCCGCUUUGCGACGGUGCAGGUACAUUCCCGUCAGGAUUCCGAAGGCAGUCAGGUUACUUGCUGCAGAGAGUCUUGCCACCUUGAUUGGAAAUGCCACGAAGAAACACUCCGACGCCCUUUCGUGGGCAAAACUAUUCCUCUUUCCCGUCUACGCUUUGGGCGUCCCGAUACAGCAACAAAGGGAUGGGCAAUCUCUUGCUAAAGUUUUGAAAGCGCAGAUCGGUGAAUUCAUGUCCAAUUUCGAGUCCGUCCUCUGCCCCCCUACCGAAGGGACGCACAAAGUUGAAAUAAGGCCUUCAAAGGCAUCUGAGGCCGAAAGGAUACGGCGGCUGGUACGGACAAAACUCAUGGAAGGGGACGUAAAGGCCGCUGUACGAACCAUAUCCUCGGACCUGGGCACCCUUCCAUACAGCACUGCUACUGUUUCCGCAUUGAAGGCGAAACAUCCCAGCGCCCCUGAAGAUUUUCGUGAAUUCCACCUCCCUAAUGUCAUGCCACUAGUAGCCUCGGCCCCGGACGUCUCCGAUAGCCUGAAAUCCUUCCGCCGCAGCAGCUCUGGCGGUGUGGAUGGCCUAAGGCCUGGGCAUGUUCGUGAUUUGAUAUGCCGGCUCUCAGGGGAAAACAAUACUACCUUGCUCAAAAAGAUCGUCGAACUCUCUAACAAGAUUCUGUCCGGCGACUUAUGCUCUUUUGCCCGUGAACUGAUCUUCUCCUCAUGUUUGACGGCCCUAAAGAAGGCGGAUGGCGGAGUUCGCCCCAUUGCUAUCGGAAACAUUUUCCGAAGGAUUGCUUCCAAGAUAGCAAGCAAGGCAGGCUCUGGGGAACUUCUAUCGUACUUCGUACCAACACAGCUCGGAGUUGGUGUCCGAGGAGGCGCUGAGGCCGGGAUCCAUGCUCUACGUGAGUUUGUUUUUUCUUCCACGGAUUCCCAACGAAUUCUGGCCAAGAUCGACUUAAAGAAUGCAUUCAAUUCUGUUAGAAGCGACUGUAUUCUUGAAGCUUGCGCCAAAAAAAUUCCGCACAUCCUACCGAUUGUCAAUUUGGCAUACUCCAAGCCUUCCGCGCUUGUAUUCGGAACAACAAUACUUGAUUCUGCCAAUGGAGUUCAACAAGGUGACCCUCUAGGUUCUCUUUUAUUCUCCCUCGCAAUUCACCAAACAACGAGAUCGUGUAAAAAUGAUCUUAACAUGUGGUAUUUGGAUGAUGGAGUAAUUGGAGGAACCCCCGAAGGCAUCUUGGAAACGCUGAAGUCUCUUGUUUUUAAUUUUGGAGCGCUUGGGCUUGAAUUCAACUGCGGCAAAUGCGAAAUUGUGAAUGUCAACACGGACGAACUUUCCUUUCGUAAGUGGAUGACCGAAUUCAACAAACUGCUACCUGGAUGCACCUUCCCCCUCAAAGAAGACUUGAUUUUUCUUGGAUCUCCUAUUUUUGAAAGUGGUAUCAAAGCUGUUAUGAAGGCUAAAAUUUCGGAAUUUUCCUUUCUCUCUGAAAAAUUACGUUGUGUGGAUAGCCACAUUGGGCUCUUUUUAAUGAGGAACUGUCUAUCUAUUCCGAAGUUAACAUAUUUUUUGGGGACGGCCCAAUGCUAUCAGGAAACAGAUCUUCUCGAAGACUAUUCUGAGCAUAUGAGAGCUUGCACAGAGGACAUCCUCAACGUUAGCUUCGAUACGCAGUCGUGGAGACAGGCGACUCUUCCAAUUUCCCUGGGAGGGAUCGGCUUGAUCACCCCGGCAGAUUCAGCGCACGGCGCAUAUUUUUCCUCAGUACUCUCGUCCAGAGAUAUGAUCGACACUGUUCUUUCUCAAAUAAACGAACAGAGGAAAUCAUUUGCUGUGGAUGAUUGCGUCGCCGUAUGGGAAAAGCUGGGAUUGCCAUUGCCAUCUGAUGUGACCUGCCAAUCGGAGUGGACGUCGAAAAUCCACGCCAAUACGUUUUCAUGCCUAAAGGAAACCAUGGACCAUAGAAGGUUGGCUUGUUUACAAGCGGGCAGCCAGCCCCUAAGCGGCGCGUGGCUAAACUGUUACCCUUGUAAUACAACUGGCUGCCUUCUUAAUGAUGAAGCUGUAAGAAUUGGAGUUUGUCUGCGCCUCGGUCUACGCGUUUAUGAAAAACCAUAA
Messenger RNA from Octopus sinensis (East Asian common octopus), 2187 nucleotides. RefSeq lists its product as uncharacterized. Lineage: Eukaryota; Metazoa; Mollusca; Cephalopoda; Octopoda; Octopodidae. Bases 1 to 2187 code for a protein of 728 amino acids. The transcript has a single exon. The record is from RefSeq and is a predicted model, not a curated record.